Messenger RNA from Botrytis porri, 825 nucleotides. RefSeq lists its product as uncharacterized. NCBI's taxonomy places the organism in Eukaryota, Fungi, Ascomycota, Leotiomycetes, Helotiales, Sclerotiniaceae. Bases 1 to 825 code for a protein of 274 amino acids. The transcript is spliced from 2 exons. The record is from RefSeq and is a predicted model, not a curated record.
AUGUCUCCACCUCAGAUAUCUGUAGACGUUGCUUUGACCUUGCUUAGGAACAGCGAUACUGAUUUCCUCAUCGGCUAUGAAAAUUCGGUCCCUGAUCCGAGAUCAUUGACAAUCGAGCAGAGAAAAGACAUCACUGCCGCUGUCUUGGGAAAUCCCGAGCCUCAUAAAUUCAUCCAUUUUCAUUUUUGGGGAGUCGACGACGAAGUAAGAUCUAAGCAAAUUAUCAUGCAUAGAUAUUCCCAUGCCCGCCACCACGAUUGGUAUAAUCAUGAUGAUAUCAAUAAGCUCAAUGUUUUUAGACUUGCUGCCGUCACAUUUGGAUUGACUGGCAUUGAUAUUUCAGUUGGAGAGAGAUGCUGGAGCGUUGUACCCAAGUCACUAAAGAGAGCAUGGUUCCCAAAUCUGGUACAAUGUGUCGACGAACGCAGAGCUGAGUUUGCCAGAUAUUUGGCUAACGCGAUGCUCAAUGAAUACAUGAUUGAUGGAGAGGCUGAUGGAGGUGAUGGUAUUUAUUCCAGAUAUUCUGAAGAAUUUGAGAUUGUAACUGAUAUUUUUGAAGCUCAGAAUAACUCUAUCGAUCUAGUUCAAAGCGCCAGUCAAACUGCCCUCGCAUCUUCCUCUGACAUCUCCGUUGGAUCGUUAAUUUUGAACCCAGAAUUGGUCUCUGCUUCCACAAAUAGCGGUUCGCCAAUAGCUGGUCCUCAAUCAUCGAGUCUACCUGCAGAAAUCGAAUCGCUGGAUCUCAACGACGACCCUGAUGCAAUGGACCUUGAGUUGGAGCAUUCCGUCAACAAUGAGGACCAUGGAGAGAUUAUUUUGCUAUAG